Fopius arisanus is the source of this 2044-nucleotide messenger RNA. RefSeq lists its product as uncharacterized. The record is from RefSeq and is a predicted model, not a curated record. The coding region runs from base 420 to 1757 and encodes 445 amino acids. The transcript has 8 exons. NCBI's taxonomy places the organism in Eukaryota, Metazoa, Arthropoda, Insecta, Hymenoptera, Braconidae.
GUCUUCGGAAUCUCUGGAGUCGCUCCCCCCACUCUCAGGACUUGAAGUAAAACGCACGUUUCGAUAGUGGUGGGGGCCCUAGUCCCCUGAAAGUGGCCUGAGUAGUAAGGCCCCUCUCCAAACGUCAGGUAUUCCCAACACAUCUGAGAGCCCGCACAACUGAAACUCCACUCGGCUUGUGCUCUUAUACCACCGUGAAUCCUCAGGUGCUCCGAAAUUGCGUUUUAAAUUAUUUUCACUUUACACACCAAUGUUCUAAUGAUUCUCCAACGUCAUGACGACCAAGUGCUCACACAUUGAUCGCAAUGUAACGUGAUAAGACAGUCUUAAUCAUCACCAGUGAAUGAACAAUUGAGUUUUUCCCUGAAGUAACUAGUCAACAAGUGUGAUUGAGACAAGUUUACAGUGGAAACACCAGAAUGAGGUUCAACAUGACAAUGCAUCGCACAGGAUUUAGUGAGUUUAUCAGGAACAUGUGGUGGUUGCUCUUCUUGCUGAGUCUCCAACAGUUCCAGGUCAGUGGCCAACUGUUGGAUACGGACUUCCAGCCGACGGUGACGGCGACUUGCAAAGCUGGAUUCAUGACAAUACGCGUUAAUCUGAAUGAGAGUUUUGUUGGUGCUGUUCAUGCAAAGGACAAAAGGAUGCCACCGUGCAUGGUUGUUGGAAAUGGCUCCAAACAGGCCACUCUCGGGAUUAAUCUUUUAGCGCAGCAGGGAGCACCCGAUUACUGUGGCGUGCAUGUUAAUAACCAUACCGAUGAGAGAUCCCUCCAAAUUGUUGUCAGAAUACACAAGACUCUGGAACUCGCUGAUGACAAGUUCUACGUCAUUACUUGUGGCAAAGCUGGAUUCCCAAAUUCCAAGAACGAGACAUCAACGGUAUCAUUGUCGAUUCUGGAUAAUGAUGGUCGUCGUGUGAAGGAGGCAGUAUUCAGUCACAACUACACACUGCGGGCGGAAAUAUCGCGGCCCGAUGGAUUCUUUGGGAUGAGAGUGAAGUCUUGCUUUGUAUUCAGCGCAACGAGAGAUCCAGUUUACCUCAGCGACGAUCGAGGCUGUCCCACUCUCACCAGGGGAAUCACCAAAUUUACUUAUGAUAAAAAGACAGGAAUAGCAGAUGCUACCAUCAUCACUAUGUUCAAACUUACUGAUCAUGAUCAGGUGCAUCUGCAGUGUAAUGUCGCUGUCUGCAGAGGAAGCUGUGGGGUGCCCGUAUGCGAGGGAGAUCCUCCAUCAUCAAGUCUGAAGGGUAGAGAUGAGCCAGUGGGUGCCGAAGAGAGUUCCCUCCUCGUUGGUACCAGUGUAUUCAUCCUUAUGCCUGGUGAAACGCCUCGUUCACUGGCUGUUGGCACCGAGACGAUCCACCCCUUGUGGCUUUUAUGGCUCGCCAUAGCCUUUGGCAUUCUCUUUUUGAUAAUGCUCAUAAUAAAUAUAUUCCUCUGCUCAGCCAUGUCAUGCAGCUGUGCACGUACGGAAAUAAUUGAGAAAGAGCCAUCGAUAAUCGAAGAUUACGAUCCAUAUCGCAGUUGGCCAGGAUCACAGUAUGGCUCUAGAUACUCCCUGAACGGUAAACCGGGCUAUCCGUCAGGUGGAUCGACGAUGAACUCGACGCGAUCGAUAUCAACAAACAGCGAUCACUAUGCGAUUGUUCACUCACGUCCAGGAAGCAGAUACUCGGGUCCAGGUCACAAGCACCAUCAUCAUCAUCACCGAGGUCCACCCUCUAACAUCGGCUCUCACUACUCAGCAAAAUAAUGCUCCACCCCUUCCCAUUAAAAUCCUCUCAACGAACCCCGAAAAAAAAAAAAGAAGAAACGAGUUAAAUGAAGAAUGAGAAAGUUCAACUUGCUGGUUACACCCAUAGAAUUAAUUCUCUUAGUCAUGAAGAUGAAAUAUUAAAAAAUGUUAAUAACUUGAAGGCAACAGCGAAAAAAAGAACGAAUUAACUAGGUGAUUGAUAAUCACGUGGAAUAAUAGUACUUUGUAUAAUUGAGUCUGUUGAAUAGACUUAAUUUUGUACAUAAAUUUUUAUUGAUUUUGAA